Hevea brasiliensis (rubber tree) is the source of this 1731-nucleotide messenger RNA. RefSeq lists its product as uncharacterized. Bases 165 to 1577 code for a protein of 470 amino acids. The transcript has a single exon. Lineage: Eukaryota; Viridiplantae; Streptophyta; Magnoliopsida; Malpighiales; Euphorbiaceae. The record is from RefSeq and is a predicted model, not a curated record.
GAUUUGACCCUCCAAGUAAAUUACUAAUGAAGCGAUAGAAGCAAGCAUCGGCGUUGGGCGUGGGAAGUGAGGAUCCAAUCUCCCGUAACAAAGCCCAGAGACCAGAGUCGUCCAAAGGCAAAAACCCUUCAUCAUUGACGACCAAAGCUUCAACGACUUCAACCAUGUUGCAAUUCCUUCAUACUUACAAGAAUCUAAUCAGCCAAAUCUCACUCUCUAUUUCCCUUACUCUCCUCCUCAUUUUCCUCAAGAUUCCCAUUUUAUUCCUUCAAGGCCUCCACACUUACAUCCACCCUGAUAAUCUUGCCCAACAAAAUGGUGUCAAAGCCGCUAUUCGAAGACCCUCCUCCACAUCAGAUUCACCUUCUGGCCUUGACGGCUAUCAGAAUUUGUCAUCCAAGACUAGUACCGACUUUAAAAGGAGAAAUAAAUCCAAGGAAAAGUUCGAGUUCGAUGAGAACAAUGCCCAGAUCUUUAGGUUGAAGCUCGAUGAAGCUCAUCUUCAAUCUCGCCUCUACUUCCACGAUUACUGGUAUUCCUUUAUUUGCUCAUCAGUUGCACUUUCUUGCUUGUUGCUUUAUAAGUAUUUGGAUGUGGUUGAACAUGAUGGGAUCUUUGCAAUUGGAUCUUUAAUUCCACUGAUUUUAGGAUUUGCUGGCUUAUCCAAAUUAUUUUUAUCGUUAGCAAGAGCCUCGUUAGAGAAAUCUGCCUCGAAGAGGUCGGACAAACAAUUGAGUGCGCUUUUGGGGAUUCUGGCCUUCCUUUUUGGGCUUAUGAUUUGUUCAGGAGUUUUUCAUUCGGUUUUUGACUUCGAUUUUGGUUCAGUUGACGGCUAUGGAAGGGUUUUUGUUGCAUUUUUAAUGGGAUGCCUUGCUGGGUUUAUGUACAUGCCAGCGGCCAAGAAUGCACGGGCAUUUUGGCUUGGAACAGAUCAGCUUAGGUCUAAUAUGGCUAUGAUUUCCUGUGGAUGGUUUGCUAGGAUCAUCCUAUAUGCCAAUUAUUUGUUGUCUUUUUUCACAGCAUUGCUUUGGAUUAAUCCAUUAGGUGAUUUUCUUAUCAGCAAAACCAUUGUUUAUAGUAAAAGAACAUAUUCAAAUUCAAGCAGCAGUGCUGGAGAUGCUAACAAGUUAGUUGGGAAUGUCGGUUUUACGCAAUCAGAGUUUUCAAAGUUUAGGCUUUGGUGCUUGUUACUUUCGGGGCUUGUCCAGAUUGUGGCUUUACGGCCAAACUUGCAAAUGUAUUUGAAUGAAGCAUUGUUGUCUUGGUACCAGCGGUUGCACGCCAGCAAGGUUCCAGAUUUGGAUUUCAGCAGAGCUAAGGUUUUUUUGCACAACCACUACUUAUGUCUUGUAGUUUUGCAGUUUUUAGCACCACCAACUCUAGCACUUCUCUUCCUUGGUCUAUCUCAGAUUGGUAUCCCAUUUAAGAAUUUACAAUUGUUAUGCAGUUUACUUCCUUGUACUGCUUUUGUGAAAGAAGUGACUUUGCUUAUGGCCUGGUGGGUUAUCUUUCUUUGGGCAGUUUUUACUUCAGCUAGUCUAUUCUUGUACCGUCGUGGCAUUUUGUAUGUUUCUUGAUUGAUUUUAAUGUUUUUCCUGGUGGACUUCAAUGCUGUGUCUGGGACUACAAUUUUUGUCUAAUUAUGAGUGAAGAGAAUUUGUUUGUAACAGAUUCUUACUCUAGUUAACAGAUACAGUUCAAUGCAAUGAGAUACAAGAACAAUUUUCAGAA